GCGCCUGUUGAUUUGCUCCUCGGCUGAGCCAAUGACCGGCGAAGCGGGUUGUGUUCCGGGAGCUCAGUGGGCACCGAUGGGCGGGGAGGCGGGAAGAGCGCCGGGAAGGGCGGACCUGCACGGCCGGGCCCGUGCGUGUUUCCGGCUCCGCUGCGGAAGGCUAACGAGGGGGACCGUUGGGCCCGAGCGAACCGUGCCGAGCAAGCGCCGGCAUCGCAGAGCGCGAGUGCGGAGCUCGGAGCGCGGCACGAUGGGAGGGGAGCAGGAGGAGGAGCGCUUCGACGGCAUGCUGCUGGCCAUGGCGCAGCAGCACGAGGGCGGCGUGCAGGAGCUUGUGAACACCUUCUUCAGCUUCCUUCGACGCAAAACAGACUUUUUUAUUGGAGGAGAAGAGGGGAUGGCAGAGAAGCUUAUCACACAGACUUUUAACCACCACAACCAGCUGGCACAGAAGGCCCGGAGAGAGAAGCGAGCUCGGCAGGAGACUGAGCGUAGGGAGAAGGCAGAGCGGGCGGCCAGGCUGGCCAAGGAGGCCAAGGCAGAGAGCCCUGGGCCACAGAUCAAGGAGCUGACUGAUGAGGAGGCAGAGAGACUGCAGCUGGAGAUUGACCAGAAAAAGGAUGCAGAGGAUCAUGAGGUCCAGCUCAAGAACGGCAGUCUCGACUCACCAGGGAAGCAGGAUGCUGAAGAGGAGGAAGAGGAGGAAGAUGAGAAGGACAAAGGAAAGCUGAAACCCAACUUGGGCAAUGGGGCUGACUUGCCCAAUUACCGCUGGACCCAGACCCUCUCAGAACUGGAUCUGGCAGUGCCCUUCCGAGUCAGCUUCCGGCUGAAAGGAAAGGAUGUGGUGGUGGACAUCCAGCGGCGGCAUCUCCGGGUGGGUCUCAAGGGACAGCCACCGGUGAUUGAUGGAGAAUUGUACAAUGAAGUAAAGGUGGAGGAGAGCUCAUGGCUCAUUGAGGAUGGCAAGGUGGUGACAGUGCAUCUGGAGAAGAUCAAUAAGAUGGAAUGGUGGAACCGCUUGGUUACCAGUGACCCUGAAAUCAAUACCAAGAAGAUUAACCCUGAGAACUCCAAGCUGUCAGACCUGGACAGUGAGACUCGCAGCAUGGUGGAAAAGAUGAUGUAUGACCAGAGGCAGAAGUCCAUGGGCUUGCCCACGUCUGACGAGCAGAAGAAACAGGAGAUCCUGAAGAAGUUCAUGGACCAGCACCCAGAGAUGGAUUUCUCCAAGGCCAAAUUCAACUAGCUCCUGUGUUUGCCUUCCUGAACUCUUGCAAUUGAGUCCCUCAACUUCCUUUCCUGGGACCUGGGAACCUUAGGGCUGGGACAGGCAUGGGACUUCCCAGGCGUGUGAGCUCCAAGGAUUCACUGGAGAAGGGCUGAGUUUUGGGGGUCUUGUCCUUGCCAUUUGUCCUGUUACACAUUAAAACUAUUUACCCUCUUCCACCUA
Messenger RNA from Mastomys coucha (southern multimammate mouse), 1453 nucleotides. It is a transcript of the gene Nudc, whose product is annotated as nuclear distribution C, dynein complex regulator. Gene Ontology annotation, biological process: protein folding. The transcript has 8 exons. Bases 32 to 1249 code for a protein of 405 amino acids. The record is from RefSeq and is a predicted model, not a curated record. Gene Ontology annotation, cellular component: cytoplasm. NCBI's taxonomy places the organism in Eukaryota, Metazoa, Chordata, Mammalia, Rodentia, Muridae.